AUGGGGCUACUAACAGCAGGUACCCCGUUACCAUGGGAUGAAUCCAAACAAUAUAAUAACCAUAUCAGAAAUGAAGGUAUAGAACAACUAUUGACCAUCUUUAAGAAUACUUCAAAGAGAGAUAAUGAUCCAUUACUAUGGGGUGAUGAAUUAGAAUAUAUGCUACUUGAUAUCGAUGAUUUAAAACAUUCUGCUAGAUUAGAUGUUCUACAUGAUGUCAUCAUCACUGAAUUAAAUACUAUUGACACUGAAGUUUGCCAAGCUAAUGACGUUGAAUUUCAUCCAGAAUAUGGUAGAUUCAUGAUUGAAGCAACUCCAAAAUUACCUUAUACUGGUUACGUUAAAGAUUAUGUCGAAUUUAAUAUGAAAAUGAGAAGAAAAAUUAUUCAAAUGAAAUUGAAUCAAUAUAAUAAGUCUCAUUUAAUUCCAUUAUCCUUAACUGCAUUUCCAGGUUUAGGUACUAAAAACUUUCUUAACGUAGAAAAUGUAUGGAAUCAUAAGAAUUCUGCUUCCCGUUCUCAAUUUUUACCAGAUGAAGUCAUUAAUAGACAUGUCAGAUUUCCAACUCUAACUGCAAAUAUAAGAAAAAGACGUGGAGAAAAAGUCUGCAUCAAUAUUCCAAUGUACAGAGAUUCUUUUACUCCGGAUCAUGACACCACCGUAGACACUCCAAAUAGAAAUUGGUUCAUACCAGAAGAUUUAGAAUCAUCGGUCGCAGCAAAGAAAGGCCACAUAUAUAUGGAUGCAAUGGGAUUCGGUAUGGGCUCAUCGUGUCUACAGACCACUUAUCAGGCUCCAAAUCUGGAAAAGGCAAGAUUUCUUUACGAUUCUUUAGUCAAUUUCGCACCAAUAAUGUUAGCUCUCUCAGCUGCCUCACCAGCUUUCAAAGGCUGGUUGGCUGAUCAAGACGUUCGUUGGAAUGUUAUAUCCAUGGCUGUGGAUUGUCGUACACCAAGGGAACGUGGUGUUGAACCUCUACUACCCAAAUAUAAUCCACAUGGAAUGGGAGGUGUCGAUCCAAGUGAACAUGCCGAUUUUAUCAUUCCUAAAUCUAGAUACAGUGAAGUAGACUUAUAUCUAGGUGGGUUAAAUAAAUUUUUCAAUAGAAAUUUUAAUGAUACAAACGUUCCAGUUAGUGAAACAAUAUUGAAAAAAUUAUUGGAAAAUGAUAAAGUUACAAUCGAUUAUGAUAUGGCAAAACAUUUCGCACAUCUUUUCAUUAGAGAUUCUGUUUCAAUGUUCGAAGAAACUAUUAACCAAAGCCGCGAAACUUCCAUGAACCAUUUUGAAAAUAUUCAAUCAACAAAUUGGCAAACUCUUAGAUUCAAGCCUCCAUCUCCAUUGGCAAAUCCUGACAAUAAAACACUUCCUGGAUGGAGAGUUGAAUUUAGACCAUUAGAAGUCCAAUUAACAGAUUUCGAAAACGCUGCAUACUCAAAUUUCAUGUUUCUGGUGGUAGAAUCCAUCUUAGAAUCAUACAAUGAAAAAAUACCAUACAUACCGAUGUCAAAAGUAUGGGAAAAUAUGAGUUUUGCUCAUAUGAGAGAUGUAAUUGGGAGAAAAAUUAAAUUCAAUUGGAAAUGUAACUUUAAUGGAGAGACAUCAAAAUCUAAUAAAUAUACUCUCGAUGAAAUUUUCCACAACAAAGAAAAUGGUAUCUUUGAAACUUUCAUCAACGCAAUAUUACAACACAAGGGACUUGUUAGUAAAACAUGGGUGGAAUUGAAAGAUUCUACGUCAAAUAGAAGAUUGUAUUACUACCUGAAGCUAAUUUCUGAUAGAGCUACUGGCAUCAUUCCAACAGCAGCGAACUUUAUACGUAACUUCAUAUUGAAUCACAAAGAUUAUAAACAUGAUUCAAGAGUGCCAGAACAAAUCACUUACGAUUUGAUCUUAUUAUGUGAAAGAAUUACAAAUCUGGACAACUCACACAAGGAAAUAAGGCAAUACUUCGGUGACGAAAUCGCCGUAUAUCUAUUGAAUGACAAAGUUCAAAUAGAAUAA
Molecule: messenger RNA, 2004 nt
Organism: Kazachstania africana CBS 2517
Lineage: Eukaryota; Fungi; Ascomycota; Saccharomycetes; Saccharomycetales; Saccharomycetaceae
Gene: GSH1
Product: glutamate--cysteine ligase
Exons: 1
Coding region: 1-2004 (667 amino acids)
Biological process (GO): glutathione biosynthetic process
Molecular function (GO): glutamate-cysteine ligase activity
Source: RefSeq, a predicted model, not a curated record